Messenger RNA from Mizuhopecten yessoensis (Yesso scallop), 2252 nucleotides. Its product is annotated as sodium channel modifier 1-like. Lineage: Eukaryota; Metazoa; Mollusca; Bivalvia; Pectinida; Pectinidae. Gene Ontology annotation, cellular component: nucleus. Gene Ontology annotation, biological process: RNA splicing. Bases 408 to 1571 code for a protein of 387 amino acids. The record is from RefSeq and is a predicted model, not a curated record. The transcript is spliced from 7 exons.
UGAAUGUUUUGUUGAAAUUUCUAUGUCUGACGUUAAAAAGGUCUGUAAAAGUUUACCACAAGGUAAAGCAGCUGGGCACGAUCAAAUUGUGUACGAGCAUUUACUCUAUGCCCACGACACUGUGUACAACUGUUUGUAUGUUCUUUUUAAUGCUUUUUUAAGAUUGGAGUAUGUUCCUCCUGUACUAACAAAGGGUCUGAUCUGUACACUAUACAAAGGUCAUAACAAGCCAAAGAGUGACCCCAAUAGUUAUCGUGCUAUCUCUCUGUUGCCAGUGAUUCUGAAAGUCUUUGAGAAAUUAUUACUUAUCAGACUUGAGGAUACAAACUUGUUUAUACCUAACCCCUUACAGAAUGGAUUUCAAAAGAAUAGAUGAUAGUUGAUGGUUAGAGACACCGGGAGACACCAUGUCUUUUAAGAGGGAUGGGAAUGACAGCAACCAGUUAGGGAUUCUAAGGAAAAGAAGAGUUUGUGAAUUAUUGGGUAUAGCUGUACCAGACGAUGAAGCCCUACUGAUGAGCAAUGGCAGGUUUGCCUGCUUGGUUUGUGGGCAUCGGCCAGUGUUUGAUACUGUGGACAUGUUGAUACUACAUAGACAGGGAAAGAAACACUUGGCAAAUGCAGAUUAUGAAGCAGAGAAGAAAGAAGAAUUGGAGAAGCUGAUAGAGAAACGAAAACAUGACCAGUAUUUAAAGGAUGGCACUACUGUGAUACAUCAGAAAAAAACAAGCUGGAGAGGAUUAGGACUUGGUGUAGCCUAUGAUCCCAGGGCCAAGAAACCUCGACCUCAUGAAAGGAAGCAAAAACUGGAUUUUACCAGUUCAGAUUCACAGGAGACAGUCACAACAAAUUCCUUAGCUUUACCUGGAAAUAGAAGCUCUCUAUCUUAUCAAAACAGGAACAAUUUAAGCAAUGAAAUAGAUUCAAGGAAAAGAGCAUAUUAUCCAAAAGAUCAUGACUACAAGUUAGAUAAAAAGUCUGGAGCUAUGUCUAAUCAGUCUUUCAGGGAUCUGUUGUUACAACAGCAGGCAGACAAUGGCCCGGUUAAACAUUCUAAGCAACUUAAAAACAUAUUUGGGGAAAAGUCAACAGAUGAAAAAAGUAUUGAAGAGUACAAGCCAUAUAUCGGGCAUAGAAUUCAAAGAAAUCUUUGUGAUUCUGAACUUCCAGUUGAUUCAGCUUGCACAUCUGCUCUACAAAGCUCAUGCUCCAGACAAAAUUUCAUGGGCAGCAGAUUUCAUUCAAAUGAACAAAGCUCUUCAACAUUUGACGGACAAAGUGCCAUCUUGGGACACACAAGUUCAAGGGGAGAUAACUUUUCAAAGUUAGAACAUUCAGACAUUCUUUCUCUGGCAGAAAAUCCCCCUCCUCCUCCAAAUAAUAGAAAACAACUGAAGAAAAAGCUAUCAUGUCGACCAGAAGCAUCAGCAGUGUCAGACGAAAGGAAAAGAAAAGCAGAACUGUAUCUGCAGUGUAGAGGUGCUGGCUGGAAAAAAGACCUUACAGGGAAAUGGAUUCGCGAUGAGGAGGCUGAAUUUGAUUCUGAUGAAGAACCACCAGAUCUGCCUUGAGUUGAAUGAAAUAAAGAGGAAUACAACAGAUAUAUAUGAUUCCAGGAAACAUGUUCAAAUGAAAUGGACAGAUCUUUGAUUAGUAGUUUAGUUUUCUCAUCAUCACAAAUUAACACCAAAUGAUGCAUGUAUUUCGUACAUUAUUCUUGAUGGUUCGUUAUAGAUAAUAAAUCUGGAAGAUUUGACCUGUUCAGACAAAAGUUUUUUUUGAAGCAAGUGUCAAAAUAGUGAUGAUGUUUUUGUAUGGAUAAUCAAAUGGUGACUUUUAGAAUUGUUUAUUAUACCCCCUGCAACACAUGGAUGGAGGUGGUGUACUGGAAUCAGGUUGCUUUCUGUCUGUCCAUCUAUCUGUGUGUAGAUGCAAGUUUUUUUGCCCUACUCCUUCCAAAGUACUGCACCACUUUGAUGUUUGGUGCACACAAUCCUUACAUCAAGAGAAUGUAAAUGUUUUGCAGAACCUCCACAAUUUAUGAAGUAAUGCCCCUUUGUUUGUUAAAUCUUUGUUAGAAUUUCUCCUAGAUCACCAAUUGGAAUAAAAGAUAUAAUUUAGAAUAUUGUAUAUAGUUAUGCCCCUUUGUAUAAAUGCCCCUUUGUAUAAACACCUUGGGUACAUUCGCGUAUCUGGUUGAAACGGUUGAACUGGUUGAAUCUGUAAAGAAAAUGACAGGCACAGAUCUGGAC